UGGCGGAGUUCUCUAUUUACCUUUUCUCCGUCGCGGAGGCCGUAACAUGACCCUCUCAAUGAUCAAAAUCUAGAUAGAAAAGACAAACGGCAUCGAAUUGUAUUUAAUACUUUAUUUAUGAAUGUAUUUAUAGAGAUACAUACAACCCAUUCUUCCUGCAACCGUGAAGGAUUGGGGAUCGGAUCGUUUCGUGCGGUACUGUCACAGCUGUGGGCGAGUCUGCCCUGCGUCGCUAGCUAGCUAGCGAACUAGCUAGCAGGCUAGCUGCAGCAGCUGCUGCUGGUUAAAGCGCCGUUAUUUGAUAGUUGUAAAUACCCUCUUGUGUGAGGUAGUCAUGGCAACUAGGCGCCUGACCGAUGCCUUCUUAUUAAUGCGGAACAAUGCAAUCCAAAACCGGCAGAUAUUGGCUGAGCAAGUGAGUACAUACGACCCCCGUCGUGCUCUGAGUACACGUAGCAAUGCUGCGGAGCUGGAUGAGCUGGCCGAUGACCGCAUGGCACUGGUGUCCGGGAUCAGUCUGGACCCAGAAGCUGCUAUUGGAGUCACCAAACGACUGCCUCCCAAAUGGGUAGAUGGGGUGGAUGAGAUUCAGUAUGACAUCACACGGAUCCGGCAGAAGAUGAAGGAGCUGGCCAGCCUGCAUGACAAGCACAUGAACCGACCCACACUGGACGACAGCAGCGAGGAGGAGCACGCCAUCGAGAUCACCACACAGGAGAUCACACAGAUGUUCCAUCGAUGCCAGCGUGCGGUGACGGGGCUGCAGUCACGCUGUGGGCACUGCACAGAGCAGGAGGACCGGCUGCUGAGGAACGUGGUGUCCUCCCUGGCCCACAGCCUGCAGGACCUGUCCACUAACUUCCGCCACACGCAGUCCAGCUACCUGAAACGUAUGAAGAAUCGAGAGGAAAGGUCCAAACACUUUUUUGACACGUCUGGGCCUCUUAUGGAAGAGGAUGAAGACAUAGCACUGUAUGACCGGGGCUUCACAGAUGACCAGCUGGUCCUGGUAGAGCAAAACACGGUUAUGGUGGAGGAGCGGGAGCGGGAGAUUCGGCAGAUUGUUCAGUCCAUCUCCGACCUCAAUGAGAUCUUCCGAGACCUGGCUGGCAUGGUGGUGGAGCAGGGCACAGUACUAGACAGAAUUGACUUCAAUGUGGAGCAAGCUUGUGUGAAAACAGAAGACGGUUUAAAACAGUUACAAAAGGCAGAACAGUAUCAGAAGAAGAACCGCAAGAUGCUGGUCAUUUUAAUUUUGUUUGUCAUUGUUGUCAUUCUUAUAAUUGUUCUAUUUGGAGUGAAGCUGACGUAAUCCAGCCCUGGUCUCUCGACGUGUGCGUUUAAUGUAUGUGUUUGUGUGUGGGUGUGUGGGUGUGUGUGUUUGCGUAUGAGGGCUCUCCAAGUACUCCCGGUCAAAGCUGCCUUUGUUGAAUGUACAUUAAAUCAAACCAAACCUACCUAACAAAAAUCAAAUCGCCCCGUCCUGCUGGCACCAUUCAUUUUGCGGGCUCCAGGUGUGUGUUUGUGUGUAUAUAAUGCAUGAUCCCAGAGAGGGGGUAUAUCGAAGAAGUGGUGCUGCUUAUCACUGCAUUGAGGCAGUCAGGACGCACACAAACUGCUCGCCCACAUUUCCGCAACCUGACCCUGUUCCCUGAGACGUCUUUCAGUGUCAUGAUCUGUCUAACUAAAGGCACUCCAUGUGUUUCCCCCUGGAGGACACUAGAUAAUGUGAUACAGUGAUACCUUCUCCAUUGCCCUCCCGAGGACCAACCUGUCUGUAUAUAGCAUGACUGUGACCAAGGCGCUACCUGCCACAUUUGUUGACCUGCUGAAGCUGAUCUGGCCGUGAAUUUCCUUGAAGCUUCCAUUCCCCAAGUCUGUUACUGAAAGAAGAGACCUGGGCACUGCACUGAAUGGAAGCCUGAGCGAGAGGGACACCGUCCGCAUUGUCAGAGCUUUCAUACGCCAUCACCUGUGGGCUCUCACCUCUGAAGAUUGCUGUGUUUUUUUCCCUUUACUCUGCCAGGGUCUCAAUCGCCAAGCUGGACUGUUCAGUCAGUCUCAUGGGUGAAGAGGCUCUUCAUCUGUAGAGUUAAGAGUGGUUAUAAAUGAUCUUUUGUUUGUUGACUUUUUCAUUUUCAUUGAAAAAACAUGUUAAAGACACCUACGUGUCAUUUAUCAUGAAAGUGAGACCUGCAAGUAUGGAUGGACAGCCAUUGUCAGCUUACUCUUGCCCUUCUAACUCUUCUUGGCCAGUGUUAUGCCUUCUCCACACCCACCUUUGUACAAGUAUAACGGCUUCCUGCUUUCACCUUAAUCCUUUUUUUCCUGGCAUGUAUUUACGGAAAGACCGAGGAGUUUGGUUUCAUCUAUGUCAAACUACUUUACUCUGUAUUAUAUGAAAUAUGACACUAUUUAUUUGAAAUUUAAAAUCAAGCUGCAACCGUGCAAAAGAUUUAAAGGUAAACAGAUAUGGAGUAACUUAAGCAUAUGACCUGAAGUGCACAAAAGAAAUGGUCACUUUUGACCACAGCACAGAGACCCAACCCAUAAUACUAUUCAAAAUGUCAAACCUGGAAUUAUGCACGCUCCAACUUAGUUUUAUCUGCUGUCUCCUCUGUGUGACAAGUAAUUUUCUAUUUAUUUGGAAGAAAAAUUAUGUGAAACAUUUCACUUUAAUUCCAGUGUAGAUGUCUUAUGUUUGUUACUUCUUUUCUGCAACUGAUCGGAAGAAAUCAUGGGUGAAAUUAACUUCCAUAUUCAAUACAGAAUCCAGUUUCGGUUGUGCACAGUACAGUGUAAAAUCUUUGGUCUUGGUGUUGUAACGUUCUGUGUGAACAUACUGCUGACGUCCUAAUGGUACUGUAUAUUAGCUGAAGUUUUAUAAGGAUUGUGGAUGUAAGCAGAUUUUUAAAAAAAAAUAAAUAUGGAAGAA
Megalops cyprinoides (Indo-Pacific tarpon) is the source of this 2935-nucleotide messenger RNA. RefSeq names its product syntaxin 16 (gene stx16). Gene Ontology annotation, cellular component: endomembrane system; SNARE complex; membrane. Bases 335 to 1312 code for a protein of 325 amino acids. Lineage: Eukaryota; Metazoa; Chordata; Actinopteri; Elopiformes; Megalopidae. Gene Ontology annotation, biological process: vesicle-mediated transport; vesicle fusion; intracellular protein transport. The transcript has 9 exons. The record is from RefSeq and is a predicted model, not a curated record. Gene Ontology annotation, molecular function: SNAP receptor activity; SNARE binding.